Molecule: messenger RNA, 1125 nt
Organism: Sorex araneus (European shrew)
Lineage: Eukaryota; Metazoa; Chordata; Mammalia; Eulipotyphla; Soricidae
Gene: PGLYRP3
Product: peptidoglycan recognition protein 3
Exons: 8
Coding region: 1-1125 (374 amino acids)
Biological process (GO): peptidoglycan catabolic process
Molecular function (GO): N-acetylmuramoyl-L-alanine amidase activity; zinc ion binding
Source: RefSeq, a predicted model, not a curated record
AUGUUCCUGUGGCUCCUCGUCUUCUCUGUGCUGGGCGUGAGAGCCUGGGGAGAAUCCCCACAGUUCUGGAACAAAACCCAAAUCAGAGGAGUGUCAGAGAAGCUUCUGGACCUGCUUGCUGGCCUCUCACAGCUCCUUCACAAGAAUCAAAAUGAUGUGCUCACCAUUGUCUCCCGGAAGGACUGGGGGGCAAGGUCACCAACCUGCAGUGCCCCGCUGACCACGCCUGUGUCAUUUCUCAUCACGGAGCAGCUUCUGGGGAUGGAUUGCCAGGAGCAAAGCAUUUGCAGUGAGAGGCUGCGGAGCCUGCAGUCCCACUCCAUCUACAGCAAAGGCUGGUGUGACCUGGCCUACAACUUCCUGGUUGGGGAUGACGGCAGGGUGUACGAAGGUGUCGGCUGGAACAUCCAAGGCAUGCACACCAAGGGGUACAACAGCAACUCCUUGGGGAUCGCUUUCUUUGGCAAUAAGAUAGGCAGCAGUCCAAGUCCCUCUGCCUUAUCAGCUGCAGAGAACCUGAUCCUGCAUGCAACCCAAAAGGGUCACCUGUCACCCAGGUAUAUUCAGCCACUUGUCUUGAAAGAAGAGAUCUGCCUGGCCCCUCAACAGUCAGCAACACACAUUAAAGAUUGUCCCAACAUUAUCACGCGAUCAGCUUGGGAAGCCAGAGAGACAUACUGCCCUAAAAUGAACCUCCCUGCCAAAUAUGUCAUUAUCAUCCACACCGUUGGGCCACCCUGCAAUGUGUCUAUUGACUGUCAGAUGUAUGUUCGAGAUUUACAGUCCUACCUCAUGGACUCAGAAAAUUCCUGUGACAUCAGAUAUAACUUCCUGGUAGGCGAGGAUGGUGGUGUAUAUGAAGGAGUUGGUUGGCAUAUCAAAGGUGGUCACUCCAAUGGAUACAAUGAUAUUGCCCUGGGAAUUGCCUUCAUGGGCAACUUUAUGGAAAGGCCACCCAAUGCCGCAGCACUGGAGGCUGCCCAGUCCCUGAUCCAAUGUGCAGUGCUCAAAGGAUACCUGAUUCCCGACUACCUGCUGGUGGGGCACAGAGAUGUGAUCAGCACCUUGUCUCCUGGUCAGGCUCUGUACGACACCAUUAAGUCCUGGCCGCACUUCAAACACUGA